AUGAAUGAAAUGUUUAAUAAAAGCGAAGAACAUGGAGAAAAUGGGGAUUUAAAUGCAAAUACUGUUGAUUUUUCUUUAGAAAAAACAGUUAAAAACCGAAAAAGACUGAGAGGUCAGAAUAAAAAUAGAAAAAUUGUUAUAGAAAAAGAAUUAAAGCAAUUAUGUCCCCGUAUUUCUAUUGAUAAACCAUGUGAAUAUGGUGAUACUUGUAAAUUUAUGCAUUCUAUUGAAGAUUAUUUAAAUGAGAAACCACAAGAUAUUGGUAAUAUUUGCUGUGUUUUUAAUUCUAGAGGAUGGUGUAGAUCUGGGUGGAAAUGUCGAUGGUUAGGUGGGCAUUUAUUGAAACCUACUUCAGAUGUUAAAACUUGGAGUUUAAUUACAGAUAAUAAUAAGAUGGAAAUGCAUAAAAAUGAUGAUAUUAAUUAUGUUUCAGCGGAUAUUCGAAAGUUACUUUCACGUAAAUUGUAUUUAACACCUAAAUCAGAUAGUUAUUUAGCUUUUUUGGAUGGAAAUCCUUAUAUAAAUCGUUUUAAUAACAAAGAAUUUGAAAAUAUUGAAAAGGAUUUUCCUAUGAGGAUUAUGGAGAAAAAAAAAAUAUGUUGGAAAGGCAGAAAGAUUCUUGCACCUUUAACUACAGUUGGUAAUGUUCCUUUUAGACGUAUUUGUAGUUCUUUUGGUGCAGAUGUAACUUUUUCUGAAAUGAUUGUUUCUCUUCCAUUGUUACAGGGCUUAAAAUCUGAAUGGGCUUUGCCACGUGCACAUAUUUCAGAACGAUCGAAUUUAAGGAAUGGGAGAAGAGGACUUUUUGGUUUACAAAUAUGUGGAAGUAAGCUUUGGCAAUCUGUUAAAACUGCAGAGGUUUUGGCAGAUGUUUGCAAUGGAAUUGAUUUUAUCGACUUAAAUUGUGGAUGUCCAAUUGAUUUGAUUUAUAAACAGGGUGCUGGUUCUGCUUUAUUAGAUUCUCAAACAAAGAUGAUUAAAAUGCUUGAAGGCAUGGCCUAUGUAUCUAAUUCAAUACCAAUUACUACAAAAAUUCGAAUAGGGACAAAAGAUAGUAAACCAGUAGCUCUCAAGCUUAUUGCGAGACUGAGAAAUGAACUUAAUUUGAGUGCUGUUAUAUUGCAUGGACGAUCCAGACAACAACGUUAUACUAAAAAAGCAGACUGGCAAUACAUUCGCCAAUGUGCUUCUAUGAUAAAUGCAAUGAGAGAUUAUGAUGCGUAUAAUGAAGAUUCUAAAAAAAAUGCAGAGACAGGAGACGUAUGUUCUAUGGCAUUUAUUGGUAAUGGCGAUAUAUAUAGUUGGGAAGAUUGGCAUGCUGCUAUGAUGUCUGGCGUAGAUACGGCUAUGGUGGCUCGAGGUGCCUUAAUAAAACCCUGGAUAUUUGAGGAAAUUGAUUCCAAACAAUACAUAGAUAAAUCCUCAACUGAAAGAUUAGAUAUACUUAAGGAUUUUUGUGAAUACGGUCUUGAUUACUGGGGUUCAGAUGAGCUUGGUGUUAAUACAACACGGCGUUUUCUAUGUGAACUUCUUUCAUUUUUUCAUCGUUAUGUACCAAUAACUAUGUUAGAAGUGCUUCCUCCAAAUAUUCAAGAUCGACCUCCACUUUGGAAAGGUCGUAAUGAAAUGGAAACACUUUUAGCUAGUGGAAAUUCUAAAGAUUGGGUUAAAAUAAGUGAAAUGUUUUUAGGUAAAGUAAAAGAUAAUACUUUUAAUUUUAUUCCCAAACAUAAAAGUAAUUCUUAUGAAAUAGAAACUGAAGGCUAG
This is a messenger RNA of Pneumocystis murina B123, 1767 nucleotides long. RefSeq lists its product as hypothetical. NCBI's taxonomy places the organism in Eukaryota, Fungi, Ascomycota, Pneumocystomycetes, Pneumocystales, Pneumocystaceae. Gene Ontology annotation, molecular function: flavin adenine dinucleotide binding; RNA binding; tRNA dihydrouridine synthase activity. The transcript has 10 exons. The record is from RefSeq and is a predicted model, not a curated record. The coding region runs from base 1 to 1767 and encodes 588 amino acids. Gene Ontology annotation, biological process: tRNA processing.